This is a messenger RNA of Osmerus eperlanus (European smelt), 1458 nucleotides long. RefSeq names its product collagen alpha-1(XXIII) chain-like. The record is from RefSeq and is a predicted model, not a curated record. Lineage: Eukaryota; Metazoa; Chordata; Actinopteri; Osmeriformes; Osmeridae. Bases 1 to 1302 code for a protein of 433 amino acids. The transcript is spliced from 25 exons.
AUGUUUAAGGGCACGCCUGGACGGGAUGGUUACCCGGGUCCUCUCGGUUUGGAUGGACUGCCUGGUCUUCCUGGUCAGAAGGGAAGUGAGGGAUUGGCUGGCCCCAAAGGAGACAAGGGGGAUCAAGGAGACAUGGGACCCAGGGGUCCCCCUGCAUUACAUGGGUCAGCAGGUUUACUAAGUAAUCAGAUUCUCACUGUCAAGGGUGACCAGGGCCAGGCUGGGCCCCCUGGCCCGCCCGGUCCUCCGGGACCUCAUGGCCCCAGGGGCCCUCCAGGGAACACGGGGAGGGAUGGGCCCCGCGGAGAAGCGGGUGUGCUGGGCCCACCUGGUCUAAAUGGAUUGGAUGGAAAGGAGUUAUCUGUCUACUCACAGGGGCCAAAAGGACCACAGGUAAAGGUUCUUAUGCACACAAAGACAAACACACACACACAAACACACAGGUACACACACAAGCAGUCUCCAGCUGACUGUAUCCUCUGUUGUUUUGUGCAGGGGGAGAAUGGACAGCAAGGCAUGUCAGGGCCAGAGGGGCCUUCGGGAUCGAAGGGGGAGAAGGGGGAGGUGGGAAAGACUGGACCUCGUGGGGUCAUGGGUUUCCCAGGAGAGAAGGGCAUCCCAGGGUCCUUUGACACUGCUCUCAGCCAGACAUAUAUUCAGGGCCUCGCCGGACCACCGGGGCCCCCUGGGGAGCCCGGGCUGAAGGGAGACGCUGGCUUACCUGGUACUGAUGGGGAAAAGGGUCAUAAAGGAGAAAGGGGUGAACCAGGGACCCCAGGAGCGGCAGGCGAGAAGGGGGAUAAAGGACAGUAUGGCCAUCCUGGUCUUCAGGGGGCAGCGGGACAAAAAGGAGAGGGAAGAGACUUUCGCUUUGAGGAGAAUCUGGCUCAGCUGAUCUCCAUACCCGGCCCUCCAGGGCCCCCCGGACCCCCAGGGUUCACGGGACCUCACGGAUUACCUGGGUCCAAGGGUGAACCUGGGGAGAUGGUAAAAGGAGAGAAGGGGGAUGCUGGAAACAUAGGACCCCCUGGUUUGAGGGGAGUUCCUGGUUCAACUGGAUUGGUUGGUCUCCCUGGUACCAAAGGUGGAAAGGGAGAACAAGGACAGCCAGGGUUAGAUGGCUUCCCUGGACUGAUGGGUGAGAAGGGGGUCAGAGGAGAUAGAGGAGAGAAGGGUGACCGGGGCCUGGGGGGUAAGAGGGCUAUGAAGGGCCAGAAGGGCGAGCAGGGACCCCCAGGAUUGGACCAACCUUGUCCUGUGGGUCGGGAUGGGUUACCAAUACCAGGAUGCUGGCACAAGUGAUGAUGAACAACCCAGAAGAGAAGAGGAAUUUGUAUAUAUUGAUAUAUAUUUUUUCAACUACAAAAUUGUAGUUUUUUUUGUUAAUUCCUAUUUAAUAUAUUGAGUUUUUUUGUUGUUGACAUUUUUAUGCUUAAAACAUUUGCAUAUGGGAAGGAG